Vitrella brassicaformis is the source of this 2616-nucleotide messenger RNA. Lineage: Eukaryota; Vitrellaceae. The record is from the annotation of a GenBank genome assembly.
CAGGACUUGACGAGGAGGACGCGUCAUGAGCCAUGGAUUGGAACCGAUGGACAAUAAAAAACGUUCUCGUUCUCGGUAACCGAGCUUGAGAGAGAUGGCAUUGCAUGGGAUUUCGUGCGCGUUGUGCGGUGCGUCUCAGAUCCCGAUUUGCCGCCCUUCGCCGAGUUGCCAGACCAGAAGAGGAAAGUCGAGGUCGAGAAGGAGAAAGAGAAGUCCAAAGUCAGCUGGGACCGAGUGGUCCACCGGCAUACGCCAGCCAAUUCUCUUCUCCGUACGCGGACAUUUCGCAUCAAGAUACCCGUGGACGGGCAGGAGCGGGAGUUUCUGCUGCAGCUGCUCAACGAGCCGUGUGCCAUUCGCCUGUGUGACCGGGGCGGCUUGGUGCUCAAGACCAUCAUGGCCAAGAGGUUGUCGGGUGUGAGGAGGAAGGGCAUGACGCUCGAAGUCCGCGUCAAGAAGGAGACAUUCGACGUCAUCUUCGGAAACCUGAAGGAGUGCCUGACGUGCUGCGAUUCGCUGCGGCUGAUGUAUGGUAUAUUGGUGGCAUUGGCGAGUUACAGCAGGGAGGAGAUCCGUCAGAUGGAGAGGGGCGAUGGCGAGGGGGGCGAGGUUGAGGUUGAGGAGGUUGAAGAGGAAGAGGAGGACAUUGUGAGUGAGGUGGACCCACUCAUGCAAGAGGAUGACCUCAGGAGAAAAGCAGGGUGAGACAGACAGACAGACAGACCAGGUGCCAAACUUUGCAUUGUUCGUUUGUCCCAUGGUGUCUCCCUCAGGGGCCGUCGGCGGAUCGACUUCCUCGAGGGAUGUCCUAUCCACGGCGACCGGCCCUGUGACUGCCAGCUCGAGAGACCAACAUUCAAAGCCACACGACAGGCGCUCUUCCUUGCUGGUGAAAUUGAGACGGCAGAAGAGGUGCCGGAGGGCAAAAGACCACCCUCAGAUGCACGCGCCAAACAUGCCGCGAAGCGCAGCGAGGCGGAUGGGCUCAAGCAGAAGGGGGGAGAGGGCAAAGGCACCCUUGAGGCGAAACAAGACCGCAUGUUGGCCGACCGCUUCCCCGUGGCUAUUGAGGGGCGGCUGGAGCCAGGCCGUGAGGUGCGGAUGAAGGAGCUGUCGAUAUUGGGGGCAUCGGUGCCGCCGAAGCUGUUGGAGUGGUAUGUGGCCGAGAAGCCUGGCGUGCCGCCUUCAUUCCCCGCCGACGCCACCAGCCAGUCGCCACUCUUCAGAGUUACAGAUGAAAUGGUCCGCAGGAGAAUGGAAACGGAUUGUCCGUUAUGCUUUCACGCGCCGUUCAUGUGGUUGACGUAUGUCAGGUCGGGCAUUGUAUUCGGUUGCGUCUGCUUCGUCGACUGAAGGAGCCCCGUAAGAAGAAUGCGAUUAUCGCGAGCAUCGCCACGUCGCAGCCAGUGACAAUGGAUGACAAGGUGGCCCGCAUCAUGAUGAAGAACCUGGUGGACAUCCCUGUGGUGUAUGAGGCAUACUUCAAGUGGCCCGACGCUUGCCGCAUGUUCCUCGUCGACACACACACAGACGAGGCGCCCAAGAACCCGAUCGUUCAGAUCAAUGUCAUCAUAUCACGCUACGUACGUAAGACAGAGACACACACAGUGUCAUGCCCUCUUCUCUCUUGGUUGCAAGGUGUAUGUGCAUGAUAUGGUCGUUGUGCUCAUCAGGGUAUAGUGGUCAAGUUGACGGAUGCGGCAGCGAUCGACCUCGGCAUCGGUGCGCCAGCAGCCAAGAAGGAGGGCGGGAGUGAGGCCUCAUCGGCAUCAGAGACCGAUGAGGCAGAGGGGGCUCACUUGGAGCGUCCAUUUGGCUACCCUGCCUUUUAUCUGUCUCGCCCGCUGAACCUGCAUGCACCGCGCAACAAGGCGCCGGGAGACCACAUGCACCUCUACCUCAACAUAUGGACGUAAGCAGGCUGAGCACAGAGACAGACAAGCCUUUGCUUGUAUGCGUGCGUAAGUGGGCACGUAUCUAUCGUGUCUCUGUGGCUGUAGUGGUGGGAUGACGCCGACCACGUAUCGACUGGAGCUGCCGUCUGAGGUGAGGAAGGAAGUGCAGCACAAGAACGAAUUGAAUCUAUUCCGGAUGCACCCGUAUGAUAUGUAUACAAUCGUGGUGGCUGUCAAUGUUGAAUAGGACGUCCGCAACGAGUUUUACCACACAAUCCAGCUGUGCAAAUUUCUCAGAGGAACAUUCAAGGUAGACAGACACUCACAGACGGCCGUAUAUACAAUACACACAUAUACAGCACAGAUACACACACCUGUGACUGUCUGACAUCUUUGCAAACUGCUGUUUCUUUCACAGGAUGUAGAUCGGUGGCGUGCCGACCUGGCCGUGGGCUACUACGCCCGUCUCAAGAAACUAUAUGCAUAUCUGUGGGCUACCAGAGCAGAGGAGCUCACCAACCCCCCGCCCCCAGAAGUGACAGCGCCUCCCGUCAGAGGCCCAGAAGAGUAUGAAGAGGAAGCUCCGGUUGAGGGUGCUGGAGUGGGCCUGUACGAGGAGCUCUGCCCUACGUGUCACCAGCCGCUACCAAAAGUCCACCGAGAACAACACCCACAGCAACAGCAAUGGGGUGGUGUGCCGAAUGAGGAGACAUACGCAUAG